Molecule: messenger RNA, 1134 nt
Organism: Botrytis deweyae
Lineage: Eukaryota; Fungi; Ascomycota; Leotiomycetes; Helotiales; Sclerotiniaceae
Exons: 2
Coding region: 1-1134 (377 amino acids)
Source: RefSeq, a predicted model, not a curated record
AUGCGCUCAACAUCUUUGUUGUAUUUUCUCGCCGUAGGGCUGAGUGGUGUACUAGCAGCUCCGGGAUCCGCAGUCGAGGCAAGAGCGGAUAGUCCUGCAAGAUGUCCCAAGAUUUUCUGUAUCCCUGGAACUCACUUGUUUUGGAACCCCGAAACAAAGGUUUGCUCGUGCAAACUAGAUGACGGGGAGAAGAUUUGUUACACAACAACAAAUUGCAUUACCGCACAUCAUCCAUUAUGGGACUCUACGACCGAGACAUGUUCUUGCGUACCUGACCAGACCGAGACUACUUGUCUUACUGCGACAACGUGUUUGGUUGGAUCUCACCCUGUUUGGCAUCCUAAAAGUUCAACCUGCAAAUGCGAGCGCAAUAAGAUUAGAGAAGUCGAUCCUGCCACGUGCCCAACGAUUCGGUGUACAUCCACCACUCACCCUGUAUACCAUCCUGAGACCAAGCGAUGUACUUGUGAGCCGAACGCUCCCGUAUGCCCAAACAUAAUAUUCUGCGCCGGCGGUGCCCACAAAGUUCUUAAGCCCUAUGCGAAGAAAUGCACUUGCGAACUUGAUAAUCCUGUCCCUCCAACUUGUCCACUCCUUAAGUGCGUUGAAGGAAAUCAUCGUGUAUAUCACCCCGAAACCAAGAAGUGCCAAUGCGACCCUGACUGUCCUGACCUUUUCUGCAUUGCGGAGCAAAGGCCUACAUACAAUUCAGCAAGCAACUCAUGCUCCUGUCAAUGGAUCCCAGGGUUGGAACCAAGCAAUCCGACAACGCCUAUCAGGGAUGAGACCUGCUCUGGUACAGUCUGCAUUUCCGAGAAGCAUCCCGUGUAUGAUGCAAAGACAGGUAAAUGCACCUGUCAAUGGAUCGAUGGACUCGAGCCACCCCUUGAGCCAAUAGAUCCGUGCGUCGGUAUCUUCUGCAUUUCAGAGAUGCACCCCGCUAUUAAUGCAACGACUGGUCUAUGCGAAUGUGAAUGGAUUCCAGGUCUCGAACCAAAGGACACCGUCAAGCCUGUCGAGACAUGCCCCGAUAUUCUUUGCAUUGCCGAGAAACAUCCUGUGUACAAUGCGACCAGUGCACAGUGCGGUUGUGAAUGGAUUGACGGGUUUGGACCCGCUGCGAGUAAACUCUAG